AUGGCAGAUGACACUUCGGACACACUAGUCAUAUCGGACAAGAGGAAAAUUGUCCGAAAAUUCGGACGGCCCAUUUUUUCAAAAGAUGCAACUGUUUUGAUUUCGGUCAGUAAUAUGAAAGUGAUGACGGCUAGUAAAGUGAUUGCGGCUGUUCAAGGUGCACUGGGAGAAGAUUCUAUUUUGUCCUGUGUCCCUAAAAAUGGUGAUGUGUAUGAAGUAUCAUUGAUUGACAUUGAGUCUGCAAGAGCCAUAGUCGAUAAAGAAUUGAAGAUUGAUAAUCAGCCAAUUUUUGUUCGUCACCUGUCCUCAAAGGUAAAAGUUGUUUCCUUCAUGCACCUGUCAGGACUAAUCACUGAUGAACAAAUUGAAUCAAAGUUAAAGCUAUGGCGGGUUGAGCUUCUUGGUCCUAUCAAACGUCGUCGCUAUGAAAAUACCGAUGUCUUUGAUGGCACAAGGCCAGGGUGCUCAAUAGUGGCUUUUGCUAUUGAGUUAAUACACCAUAGUUGGGAUACAAUUCCCUUGGAGGGUUUCAAGUAUAGUAGCUCGUCUUUAGCUACGGACAACUUGGUUAGAUAUGGUGUACAACCUAGGGUUUUGGAGAUAUUUGUUGACUUCUACCUAGUUGAUUUAGAAAAGGUGUGGGAGUUUACUUCAUAUAUAACCUUUGAUUUAGAAGAAAUAAAUCCCACUUUCGCAAGCCAAUUACAAGUCGUGUCUCAUAAUUAUGGUAUAGCUAUACAGAAUCACCUCUUUGACAAUUUUCCAAUGAAUCUGGUUGAGAAUUAA
Lottia gigantea (owl limpet) is the source of this 786-nucleotide messenger RNA. RefSeq lists its product as hypothetical. The transcript has 4 exons. NCBI's taxonomy places the organism in Eukaryota, Metazoa, Mollusca, Gastropoda, Lottiidae. The record is from RefSeq and is a predicted model, not a curated record. Bases 1 to 786 code for a protein of 261 amino acids.